This is a messenger RNA of Mycetomoellerius zeteki, 1881 nucleotides long. Its product is annotated as facilitated trehalose transporter Tret1. The transcript is spliced from 3 exons. The record is from RefSeq and is a predicted model, not a curated record. NCBI's taxonomy places the organism in Eukaryota, Metazoa, Arthropoda, Insecta, Hymenoptera, Formicidae. Gene Ontology annotation, cellular component: membrane. Bases 229 to 1653 code for a protein of 474 amino acids. Gene Ontology annotation, biological process: transmembrane transport. Gene Ontology annotation, molecular function: transmembrane transporter activity.
AACAUUCUCAAGUGGGGCGCGAGUGGCAACAGUGACAGAUUUGACGAAUCGCUGAUAAGAAAAGCGCUGAUAAAGAACAUAUAUAAUCUACGGCGACAUGAAUGUGUUCUUAUUCCAUCUGAAAUGCAUUAAAAUCCGGGUGUCGUUAGGCGUGGAGAUUCGUCGUCCUUCCUGGUAGCAUUAGCGUGUUUCAUCGUUAUCUCUUCCUACGAUAAGAAGAAAUAAAAGAUGGAGCAGUCCCGUGUUAAACGGUGGUCUCAAUAUUUAGCAGCGAUUACAGCUACCUUAUCGCUGGCAGCUACCGGAUCUCACAUAGGCUGGACGUCACCCAUCUUGCCAGUACUGAAGUCAACUGAUUCCCACGUCCCCAUAACGUCCGACGACGCUUCCUGGAUUGCCUCUUUCUACCUUUUGGGCACCAUUCCCGGAUGCAUCGUGGCGGCUUUAAUCGUAGACCGAUUAGGUCGGAAGAUAAGCCUGUUGUUAGGCGGCGUACCUCUGACUCUCUCAUACAUUCUGAUCAUUGCAGCGUGGAAUCCUUACAUUCUUUACGCUGCUCGCAUUAUCGGUGGUAUCGGCCAGGGCAUAGCGUACGUCAUCUGCCCGAUGUACAUCGGCGAAAUCGCCGAUAAGGAGAUUAGAGGUACCCUAGGUUCCUUCAUCAAGCUGAUGGUAACCUUCGGAGAGUUAUAUGCUCAUGCAAUCGGGCCGUUUGUCUCCUAUUGGUUGCUCGGUUACAGCUGCCUGGUGAUCCCGCUGAUAUUCUUCCUCAGCUUUCCUUGGAUGCCCGAAUCACCGUAUUAUUUAUUAAUGAAGAAUCGCCCAAGGAAUGCGAUGAUGAGUCUGAAACGUUUGAAGCGCUGCAUUUCCGACGAUCAACUGGAGACGGACUUGGAGCAGAUGCAGAAGAUAGUUGUCCGCGAUCUCAGCGAUCGAGGCCGAUUCAGGGAUCUGUUCGACACGCCUGGCAAUCGACGCGCGGUCAUUAUCAGCAUCGGCCUGCAACUGGUCCUUCAGUUCAGCGGUAUCGCUGCGAUUGAGUCGUAUACUCAGGAAAUUCUCGAGGAAGGCGACGCGCAUCUACCCGCGAGUUCCUCUGUCAUCCUGUUAAGUGUGCUUCAAUUGAUCGCUGGUCUUGGAGCGGUGGUUCUGGUUGACAAACUAGGUAGACGACCAUUACUCAUUACCACCUCUCUUCUAGCUGGAGUCGCGCUGACCAUCACUAGCGUCUUCUAUCUCGUAAAAUUCCAAUUCGGAGUGGAUACAACUGGAUACGGCUGGCUGCUUCAUUGCUCCGUGAUAUUUUAUGAACUGAUCAUCGCUCUGGGCCUGAAUCCGCUACCUUACAUGAUGCUAGGCGAACUGUUUCCGACGAACGUCAAAGGCGCCGCCGUGUCGUUGGCCAAUCUAGUGUCUUCGUUGCUAGCCUUCAUCGUCUCCAAGAUGUAUCAAGUAAUCUCCGACAGUUUGGGAGUGUACGCAGCCUUUGGCUGGUUCGCUAUCAGCUGUUACGUCGGCGUAUUCUUCAUUAUGCUGAUCGUCCCCGAAACCAAAGGCAAGUCCUUACUAGAAAUUCAGGAAGAGCUUAACUGUAAGAAAAAGAAGAAGAAAAGCGCAAAAGGCGAACAAAUCCAAAUAAGUACGAUUUCUUAGGUCGUAGGUGCAAGUAAGGCCGCGAUGCUUAUGAAGAAUUCGCGAUAAUUUUUAAACGAUGAAAAUAAGCAAUGCGCGUUCCUGGAUUACAGAACAUUUGACAGGGAACUUCGAAGCGGUUGAUCGCUCUUCCAGUUACAUAUGCCCGGAUCGAUUGUAAAAACGAACGAGAAAUAUUUCCAACAAUCAUCGGUAAGAUCAAUUGUAAUAUUUACACUGAAAAGAGAG